Messenger RNA from Coniophora puteana RWD-64-598 SS2, 1014 nucleotides. Its product is annotated as S-adenosyl-L-methionine-dependent methyltransferase. Gene Ontology annotation, molecular function: methyltransferase activity. NCBI's taxonomy places the organism in Eukaryota, Fungi, Basidiomycota, Agaricomycetes, Boletales, Coniophoraceae. Bases 1 to 1014 code for a protein of 337 amino acids. The transcript is spliced from 7 exons. The record is from RefSeq and is a predicted model, not a curated record.
AUGCGCCUCAACUACCCUGUCGUCUUUCCCCUCAACCAGCUCUCUUUCGUCGGUGAAGACGACUCUCAGUUCUUCUGUCAGAUCCAUGGCAGACGUUUCAAUGUCCUCAAUGACCGGUAUAUGCUACCCUCCGACGAGGAGGAAGUCAGGCGCUCUGAGCUCCAGCACAGGAUGCUUCAGUUCUUGUUCUCAGGCAAGAACUACGUGGGACCCGUCGACACCCUUCUGUCAACACCGAGGGAAGACCAAAGCCGCCCUCGCGUCCUUGACCUCGGUACGGGCGGCGGGUUCUGGCAAGUCCAUAUCCUCACCUUGACCCGGAGACGCUUAGACUUGGCGGACGAGUUCCCCGGGGCAGAGAUUAUUGGCGUGGAUCUUGCACCCAUUCAGCCACGAGAUGUGCCGGCAAACUGCACUUUCGAACUUUGCGACUUGGAUCAAUGGUACCUCCCGUACCCGACCGGGCACUUUGAGGUUGUGCAUGCCCGCUUCAUGCAUACAGGGGUAGGCAACUAUGCUCGAUUCCUGCACGAAAUUGCGCGGAUGCUCCGCCCGGGUGGACUGGUCAUUCUGAUCGAGCCCGACACUGAACCUCUGGCGGACGGCAAGUCAGCGUCCGAACUAAGGCGCACCGGGCAACCGUCCGGGAUGCGGGGGUGGUUCACACUGUGGGAGGAGUACCGACAGUGCCUGCGCGAGAAGGGGAUAGACGUUGACGUGCCACCCCAAUUGGCCAAUCUCCUCGCUUCAACGGGCGCAUUUGAACAAAUCGUCUCCCAAGAAGGCAACAUCCCCAUCGGCUUCUGGCCCAAAGACCCGGUCGCUCUAAGCAUUGGCCAACUCGCCUGGAUGAACUAUGACAUGAUGCUCCCUGCCAUGAAGCCGCUCCUCAUCUCAGCAGGAAAGCGCGAAUGGGAGGCCAAAAAACUUAUCGAGGAGGCUCAUCAAGAUCUCUACUAUCCUCUUGUCCGUGCCUCCACGAGACUCCAUAUCGUCUACGCUGUCAAAAAAUAG